AUGGUUCUUUCAGGCACCGAUCAUGUCAUGUCUCCAGUGCCUUAUAAGGCGGUACCGUUGGCAGAAAGAUUUAGGCUUGAAGACGACACCGAAAAUUUGGGUACGUGCAAACUAGAAAAUAGCCCUAAGGAGUGCACAGUGUCCAAUUGCUGUAAAGUACCGUCACUCGAUCAGUUGAUCGAUGACUGUUUUCGGUACUCUAUAGGAGAGCUUCAUGACCAGAAAAAGAUAGAUCGAGUGGAAUCUUUCAAGAAGAUAGUUGUACAGCUCCACUGUGAAGAGAAUCUUGCAUUCAUGAUCGACAUCUACAAAUACGAAUAUUUUUAUGCCAAGAUCUACCCGCAAACCAUCCAAGAUUACAUCGAGAGCACCAGUUCCAACAAACUUUCACCAAAACCUGCAUUUCUCAACCGGUCUCUAAGUACCUCUAUUGAUGACUUACCGCAUCCAUCCAAAAUCGACAAGAAUUUGUUCCACAAAAGAGUACCAUCAUCUACCGUCAUGUCCGUCCAGUCGGACGAACUUGUUCCAACCUCGGUAUUCGUAUCCAGCAUCGAUGAUUUACAUCCGGCUAAAGAUCUUCAUAGCACUUGGGACACAUUGCGUGACAAGAGCACUGAGGAGGAGUCGCUCGAUGAUGGUAUUGAUCAGGACUCAACCUCCGAAAAUGAGGAUGCUAGGUUAUUAACCAACCAGUGGAACCACAUCAUAUUCACAUACGUCCAUCACGAUGCUCCCCUCCAGAUCAACCUUUCUAACAUGUCGUAUCAGGAGAUAAUUGACGCCGAUAAAGCCGACUCCGGGCCCGUGAGCCCUUCCGCUCUUCUUAGAGCCCAGCAUGAAAUCCUUCAACUUAUCAAGGAAAACGCAUACAUCCCAUUCAUUAAUCUUAACCGAGAAUCAAAGAGUGUUGAAGAGUCACCUCCCAGUUGCCCUUCAAGUGCUCCACUGUGUUUUUUGUCUACGGAUUCGACCAACCCACGCUCUCCACAAAUCUCAGCUCGUGGAUUGGACUCUCCAGUUCUCUCGCCAACACCUUCGAAUUCAAGAUAUAAGCAGAAGAAGAAUAGAUUCAUCCCAUUUUCCUCGCCGCAGCUCGAGUCCAGCUCGACUUCCUCCUCAGCAUCGUCGAUCACCAACUUUUUCAACCAUUUGAAGUUGCACUCGCCCACAUCGAGCAGAUCACACACUCCUGCGAUGGGAUCUCCUCCAUCCACUGCCUCGAGUCCGGUUUCUGUUCCACACCUGGCGAAUAGCGUCACGCGAAAAGUAGCCGCUCAGGACGUGGGUAGGACGCAGUCGCUCAAGCUCAACAAACUUUGGAAGAAAAAGCCAUAA
Messenger RNA from Meyerozyma guilliermondii ATCC 6260, 1338 nucleotides. RefSeq lists its product as uncharacterized. Lineage: Eukaryota; Fungi; Ascomycota; Pichiomycetes; Serinales; Debaryomycetaceae. Bases 1 to 1338 code for a protein of 445 amino acids. The record is from RefSeq and is a predicted model, not a curated record. The transcript has a single exon.